CAGGUUAAUCGUGGUGAUUAAUGUGAUGUUAUCCAGUGUGAAGUGGACAGAAGGAGAUAUCCAGCCAUACAGAAGCACUGAAGCAGGAUAGACUGUCUUGACUGGACAGUUACUCUUACUGGAGUUUUGUUUGCUCUUCUGGGUGUGGUACUGGAUGCUACUUCUUCCUCAUAUGGAUGACUGAGAGUGGGACCAGAAAUCCAGUCAUGUGGCAGAAAAUAAGUGGGUGGAGCACUCACUGCCUGUAUUCGUAGCUCAGGAUUUAAUGUUUUGGCGUCUGCACUUUUGUUGCAAAUUGUGGAUUAAGAGCAAGUAGACAUUACAAAAUCCAACAUGGAAAAAAACGAAGAGGCUAAAAAGAAAGUAAAGGCGGGAUAAAUGGAGCAAGCUGCAUUAUGGCACUAUUUGGAAUGUCGUUGCGGAAUGUUUUCUUCCAUUUCUUCAGCUCUCCUGUAAUGAGAGUCUGAGAACAGCAUCUUUGGUCUUUAAUGCACAUUUUCCUGGCAUCCAUGAUUCUGGAAACUUCAUGUAAGGACAACAUAUUACCAAAAAAAAGACAUUAGACUUAAACCAACCUCAAAUUAUUUUAGUAAAAUGGAACAGUUUUUCAAUCCAGUAGAAGACAAUAAAUGGAACUUACUCAUAAUUUGUCAAUGGUUGUUCAGCACAAGGGCUGGAAAUUCAGGUUUGGGUGAAUGGACUUGGGAAGGCUAGUGGAACGAACCUUGAUUUUUUGUUACUGCAAACAUAGACACAUCAGUUUUAACUAUAGUUUGAAUUUUGACUUUGUUUCUGGUUUUAUAUAUGCUUGUCUGAAUACUGACUAAAUUUGAUCUUAAAGAGACUGUAAACAUACUGGAAGGAAAUGGAGAGUAAGCCCAUCAAUACGUUUUUUGACAAAUUAACAAACUUUUUUACUCACCAUGAAAAACAUGAACUCCAAACACUGACUGAGGAGAGUCCAGAUGUGACUUCUUUUUGCUCUUUGACUGAGGAAGGAGUUAAUGGUCAACAAAAAGGUGUUCAAAGGCAGGAUGGUUUCGAUGAUCAAGGGGAGGAUUUUGCUAUAAUUGUUAAGAUUUUACAUACAAAUGCUGAGGAAGACAGGACAAAGGACCAUAUCAACAGAUCAGAGCAUCAGAAUGUUAAUGAAAUAGAUUUUUCUUCAGAAAAGGAGGAAGUGGACUUGGACCUCAAUGUUAUGCACCAGAGAGAUCAUUACAAUAAAACAUCAGUAGUGCGCCAGACUGACCAGGAUGUAACAGAUGGUCAAGCUGACACACCGUCUAAAUCACUUAGCGACGUCUCAGUCAGUGGCAGUGCUAACAGACUGGAUAAACAACUUGAGGAUUCAGCAAUUGGUUCAGUGGAUAAUACAGACCCUGUUUUCAGAGAAAAAUCUUUAGACAAUGAUCAAGAGUUUGUUUCAAAAAGCAAUGAUAAGAAUAUGAGGAAACACAGACUCAGUCAUGACACAUCUGCAAAUGAGACGGUUGUUAUGGAAUUAGAUAUCUCCAGCAAUGUGGAGCUGUUUGCUGAGGAAGAACCAUUGAAGGACAGAGUCUGUCAGGACGUCCCUACAGACACUCAAAGCAGAAAUAAUCUGACUGAAUUUUUAAUAACAAAUUCUUUGAAUUCAUCCACAAAUAACAAUAAUGACAUUUCAAUGCAAUGUCACCAGGAAGUAUCUGCUUCUGAGAGCAAAAUAGAGUCUGAUAGAAAUCUUCAAAACACUGCAGAUGUUCCAGAGGUAGCCAAAGCUGGUGUAAAUGAACAAACUCUGACUAACCACAGGGCAUCUACAAACAUGGACAUUCAGGCCACAUUAGCACAUUGUGAAGUUCAUAGUCUCACUGAUAAAAAGGUUCUUUCCUCAAACUCACCUUUGAAUGCCAAAACUGUGGUCAUCACCCUUACACGUGUUGAAGCUCUUUCUGCAGGAUCGUGUAAUGAUACUGAAAAGGUCCAUCUGAGAGAUGAGACUGCAGGUAGUCAAGCUAUAUUCAAUGGAAGCAGCACAAGUUCAGACAGCAAUUUUGUGGAGAUCCAUCCACCUACCUCAAGUCAGGAGAACCAAAUAAGACAUUUUGAGACUGGAGGUGAGAUUUUAGAAUGUUCCGACCUCUGUGACACUGAAGAACACAAUUCCAGUUCAUCUGAGCUAGAUAAUAAGACUAAUUCAGAACCAGAACAGGUUCCUUCAGUCAUUCAGGUGGAGACGAAAGUGCAUACCGAGGCAGAAAUGAAGAGAAAUGAGGACGAAAUAAUACAAGAAGACACUGUGUUAGAUACAGAUUCAUCUUCCACUGAGAAGACCACAGAAGACCAAACCAUACUCUCCCCCGCUACAGUAAAAGAGAAACCGCUCCAACUGUCGUCCCUCUUCACUGGGCUGCUCAGCCCCAAAAAAGAAGCACUUGAGGAAAAAGAAACUACAGAGCAGCCCCAAAGCCCUGCCAAACGAGGACUUUUUACUGAUCAGUCUAACAAGAAAGAAGUCAAGGGAGACUUCCUGGAACAGCUUACCCAAUUCCUCAGCAAGGGGGAAGGGAAGAAAAAGCAAGAGAGCAUGUCAAGCCCCCCACUGUCUCCAAUCGGUCAGGAACCUGCGGAAAAGCCAGAAACAACUGUAGAGGAGCUGGUCGUUUCCCAUUCUGAAGAAACAAACAAAUCUGCAAAUGCAGAGACAGCCUUAGGUGCAUUGAAGGCUUUCUUCACAGUUAAAACUGCCAAGAAGGAGACUUCAAAUCGCAUGGACCUGGACACUGUAAAGAAGAAGAUCAACAAGGACAAAGAUGUCCUCAGAGCUUUCUUUGACAGGAACUCAAGCAAGUCUCCAGACAACAAAGAAACUACGGAUUCUAAAACUGAAGUGAGUGAGGAGCACACCCCAAAGCGACUUCAGACUGUCUGGCCUCCACCAAAACCGAAAAAUGAGGAGGAGAAGAUUGGUCUAAAAUACACGGAAGCUGAGCAUCAGGCUGCUCUUCUGCAGCUAAAAAGAGAAUGUAAUGAAGAGGUGGAGAAGUUACAGGCCGACUUCAAACUUGAGCUCUUCCGGUUACAAAAGAAGAAUGAAGAGGAUCUGUCCAGACUAGCGGCAACCAUUGCAAGCUUACAAAGAGAGAAAGACAAAGAUCUUCACAGAGAUCACAGAGAUGUUGCCGUAUCCACUGAAGACAACAUCAAAACACGGACCUUCCACUCUGUGUGCAUUCAGACAGACAGAGAGACAUUCAUCAGGUCUGAGGAGGCCAAGGAAGCGCAGAGCAGGACUCUUGACCCCCUGCCUAAAAAUGCUGACGUCAACUCAACAAAAAACUUUACUGGCAGACAAAAGACAGUUCCUCCUCCAGCUGCCCCACCUGUAUCACCUCAGUUACAGAUGGAUAGAAACAAGAUUCCACCUCCUCCUCCUCCUCCUCCUCCUCCUCCUCCUGGCCCUUGUACUCCUAAUGUACCUCCACUUCCUGCUCCGCCACUGGAUAAUCCAGGAAGUGUGCCUCCUCCACCUCCUCCGCCACCUCCACCCAUGACAGGAUGUGGUCUUCCACCGCCACCACCCGUCCUCCACUCUACCUCUAAUCUCCCUUUUGGAGUUGGUAUCUUCCCCAGUACAGCAGCAGACAAUCCUCCUCGCAAACCUUCAGUGGAGCCAGUCUGUCCAAUGAAACCGCUCUACUGGACACGAAUACAGAUUCAAGAUAACAGGAAUGAUAUGCUAUGGAGUUCCCUGGAAGAGCCACAGAUAAUAAACACCAAUGAGUUUGCGGAACUGUUUGCUAAAGCCACAUCGCCCACCAAAAGAAAGCCCCUAUCCGAAGCCUAUGAGAAGAAAACCAAAGCCAGGAAGGUCAUUAAAUUACUGGAUGGCAAGCGCUCUCAGGCUGUGGGCAUCUUAAUCUCAAGUCUCCACCUGGAAAUGAAGGACAUCCAGCAAGCUGUUUUGAAUCUCGACAAUUCUGUGGUUGACUUGGAUGCUAUUGAAGCCAUGUAUGAAAAUAGAGCUCAGCCUGAGGAGUUAGAGAAGAUUAAGAAACACUAUGAAACCUCAGACGAGGAGCAGGUCAAACUACUGGACAAGCCUGAACAGUUCCUGUAUGAACUCUCCCAGAUCCCUGAGUUCUCCAGUCGAGUUCACUGUUUAAUUUUUCAGUCGAAGUUUACUGACGCCGUUGCCUCCAUACAACGCAAGACAGAGAUUAUUCUCCACGUCUGCAAGUAUCUGUUGGAGAAAGAUAGUGUGAAGGAGGUGAUGGGACUGGUGCUUGCUCUGGGAAACUACAUGAAUGGAGGGAGCAGAGCUCGAGGACAGGCCGACGGCUUUGGGCUUGAGAUUCUUCCCAAGCUUAAAGAUGUCAAGAGCAGGGUAAAUCAAAUGAGUCUGUUGGACUACAUUGUUUCCUAUUAUCUGCGUCACUUUGAUGAGAAUGCUGGGACAGAAAAGAGCAUCUUUCCUUUGCCUGAACCUCAAGAUGUUUUCCUUUCCUCUCAAGUGAAGUUUGAUGACCUUUCAAAGGAUCUCAGGAAGAUGAACAGAGACUUGACGGUUUGUGAAAAGGAUGUUCUAACCGUGUGUACCAACUCUUCUCAAGAGCACAUACAUCCCUUCAAGGAGAAAAUGGACUUUUUCAUUGCCAACGCACAAAAAGAGCUAAUUGCUGUGGAACACCAAGUGAUAUCGGCACAUAAAAGCUUCUCUUACCUAGUGGAGUACUUUGGGCUGAAGCCACGUUCCGGGGAGCAAGAGACUGUGCCAGGCUAUGUUUUCACACUUUGGUUUGAAUUUUGCAAUGACUUCAAGAUCAGAUGGAAGAGAGAGAACAAGGUCAUAUCCAAACAGAGAAUCAAAGAGGCCCAACAGUCUGUGCGCAACAUGACAGCAGAGAAAAAGAUUGAGACCAGAAGGGCCAAUGCAAAUGGACUGAAAGAGAGACUGCGUCUGAAAGAAGCAAGUCUGACCACCAGCUAACCAUAUCUGCCAUUUCCAAAGAGAAUCAUAUAUAUAUAUAUAUAUAUAUAUAUAUUCAAGACCCAGGCACUUGCAUUGUUGGUAGGGUCAAAAUGAAGCGCACCUGCUUGUGUGACACUUUUUCUCCAGACUGCAUGUGUUACUGUACAGGAUGACAGCCUGUCUGUCAUAUUACUGGAUCCUGUGUGUAGCCCAACAACCAAUCACUCACUUGCACAUUUAUGAUCCAAAGAUCCCUUUGAUUAUGAUUAAGAUAUGAAUGAAUGCUGUUCAAAGUGAGAAACAUUUAAGAAAUGUUUAUAUUACAAGUUAACUCCAUCUGCUAUUACAGUUAAGCAUUCAAACAUGUUGAAAACAGCAAUAUCCGACUUGGAAAAAGCAGUAACUUUAUUUUGUAUAUUGAGUAACAAAAUUGCGUAACUUUUUAUUGUCAUAUUAAAUCAUUACAUAAUAUUACAAAAGAUAAUGUACAUGUAAAAUAAUAUCCUUAUCAGUUUUAUUUUGAACAACAUCACCCAUUUGUAUUGAUGACAGCCAUCUUGCUUCAUCACAUCUCAUUGCCGUUUAAUCCCAGUAAUAGUGUUCCUUUUGCAAUAAACACAUCAUUGUUAUGAAAACAAUUAUUUCCAUCCA
This is a messenger RNA of Ctenopharyngodon idella (grass carp), 5605 nucleotides long. RefSeq names its product formin 1 (gene fmn1). The transcript has 17 exons. The coding region runs from base 866 to 4972 and encodes 1368 amino acids. The record is from RefSeq and is a predicted model, not a curated record. Gene Ontology annotation, biological process: cortical actin cytoskeleton organization; actin filament network formation; actin nucleation. Gene Ontology annotation, molecular function: microtubule binding; actin filament binding. Gene Ontology annotation, cellular component: cytoskeleton; cytoplasm; actin filament. Lineage: Eukaryota; Metazoa; Chordata; Actinopteri; Cypriniformes; Xenocyprididae.